Messenger RNA from Candidozyma duobushaemuli, 597 nucleotides. It is a transcript of the gene RDI1, whose product is annotated as Rdi1p. Gene Ontology annotation, cellular component: membrane; cytosol; cytoplasm. Gene Ontology annotation, molecular function: protein binding; Rho GDP-dissociation inhibitor activity. The transcript has a single exon. Bases 1 to 597 code for a protein of 198 amino acids. NCBI's taxonomy places the organism in Eukaryota, Fungi, Ascomycota, Pichiomycetes, Serinales, Metschnikowiaceae. The record is from RefSeq and is a predicted model, not a curated record. Gene Ontology annotation, biological process: Rho protein signal transduction.
AUGUCUGCUGACGAUGACUUGGUGCCCGAGUCCGUGGAGGGCUACACUGUGGGUGAGAAAAAGACAAUUGCUGAAUACACCAAACUCGACGCCGAGGACGAGUCGCUUGCCAAGUGGAAGGCCUCUUUAGGUCUUUCUGAAGGUGAACCUUAUCCCGUGAAAGCAGGCGACAAAAGGACAGUUGUUAUUGUGGAAAUGUCGUUGACGUUCCCGGAGGACAAGUCGCUCGAGCCAAUCCGGAUUCCGUUGGAGGACGCCAGCGGAAACACCAUCGACAAGGACAUCAAGUUCUCUGUCAAGGAGAAGUCCGUGUACGAGUUGCACAUCAAGUUCCGUGUCCAGCACGAGAUCAUCACGGGCUUGAAGUACUUGCACUCGGUCAAGAAGGCUGGUAUCCGCGUGGAGAAGAUCGAGGAGCCGUUGGGCUCGUAUGCGCCUAACACCAAGGACAAGCCAUACUACGAGAAGUCCUUGGGUGCCACGGAGGCUCCCAGCGGUAUGUUGGCUAGAGGCAGCUACCUGGCGACCACCAAGUUUGUGGACGAUGACAAGACCGUGCACUUGACGUUUCCGUGGUCGUUCCAGAUCACCAAGUAG